AUAACGAAGAACCUGGGCGGUCCCUUGAAAAAAGUCCAAGGCUCGAGCAUGCGAUUGAACAUUUACUGCGGCAGUCAAUUCUUCCCGCCAACAAGCUCGCAUAGACCCAGUUCUGGUAUUUCGUUCUCUUUUCCUUCGACAUCCUUCGCUGGUCGAGUUGUUUCACUUGCAGAAACAGGCUCUUUGCAAGACGGGAAUCGACCAUCCUUCCACUCUGUUCUCGUUGGGAACAUUUUUCACAUGCUGCCACGCUCGGUGCGGCAUUACCUAUGUCCACCAUGUCAAAUUCACCAUGGUGCCUGGACUGGCGCAAGAAUUAUCUUCGAGAUCUCACCUGCUCGGAAUCCACGAUUGUUCUGCUCUGGCAGCGUUCAGAGACUUCGAAACCGCACCCGGACACGGAAAGUUGUACAGGGCGAUGUAGAGAAAAAUGACGCGUCUAUACAGGGGAAUGGCGAGAAUGGCAAAGGCAAGAAGCUUCAUGGCGGCCCAAAGAAGUCGACUCAAAGAGCAGGAGCUGAGGAACAACCAGCAGAGGGACCUGCAGCGGCGCAGUUGCGCUCACAAGCAACUGGUGUCCCGAAGCUGACGGCAGCCCAGAAAGAUGAGCUGCAUGCGUUCUCAAUGUUCCGGACGAAGAUGCGCCAUAUCGCCUCAAAAUUGGUACCAGAAGUUGCAUCGAGGCCCGAGGACUUGACCCUGAACCAGGUGCUGGAUGGGCUAAAGCUCAAGAACAGAAUGAAGGGGUUUCAAAGAGGAGCAUCGAGGCUUCGGUCGGCAUACCCUGGACGCUCCUACGAAGAUGUGGACAAUGAACUUGGGGUGGUGAUGCCCUUUAAAAGCGGGAAUAAACCUCUUUCAGAGGAGGCAGUGAGAAUAUUGACCGCGUUAGGAUUUCUGGACAGGCGUCGAGCCUCAGAUGCCGUCGGUCUGCAUACAGAAGCAUCUCCAGCACCAGAAAUGACAAAAGACGUAACGACUCCGGAACCGCACGCCCUCAUUAUUGAGACUCCGAAGGACCUGCUGAGCCCUUCCCCAAAGCUUGCCCCUGCGACUGAGGACCACGACGAGGAAACUAUCAAUGCAGCGAAAUCCCCGUCGAGACUAAAGCAAGAUACGACGCGGAAACAUGAGGUUAUACCGCGAGACAAGGACAAGGCAAGAAUUGCCGUCAUGAAAGGAGACAAUGUACGAGAAGCACAGGCCGACGCUUUUUCGCUGGUGCCGUUGACGGCGGAGCCGACAAAUGUGCCGAGACUGAGCCACGACUUGUCGCGUGUGCUGUUCAAUCCAGGAGUCUACCAGCUACAGGAUCCAAGGUCCAGAGUAUGGAACUUCGAUCCGUAUCUGGGCACCCUGAUGCCUGCCUCCGAGUUCAACUAUGAAGCAUUGAACAAGUACAUCACCUCAUCGGAGGAUAUCCACCUUCGAGAGGUGGCGCUGCAACACACAAAACGGUAUAUCGGUUCCACCUCGAGCAUGUCGGGAGUCCUGUCCCAUUUCCAUUUUCUUCUUUCAGCUUUUCGGAGUCUCAACUUGGAAAACUUGACUCGAGGAUUUAAGGAUGAUGGUGUACACUUUACAAGGCUGCAGAGAGGCCCCACGGCAAUUUUCCUCCGGCAUAAAGAUGGCGUGUAUGCCGUGGAUGCCGAUAAAGAAUAUGAUUCAGCAAAUAUUCUCAUGAGUCUCGGCCGCUCGAUGGAGAAGCUCUUGACGCUCGACAAGGACGAAUUCGAAAGAUACAGAAGGACCAAGGACGCGACCAAAGAUGCGCAGAUGACUGCCACUGAACCCGAAGUAUAUCACUAUUCAGGACUGGGCGAAUUCCUUCUACGUUCCCAACUCGACGCGCACGAUCCUCGCCUGCCAGGAACAGGCAUGUUUGAUCUCAAGACCAGAGCCGUGGCAGCUGUCCGAAUGAUGGUCCACAACCAUGAAGUAGGUGCAGGUUAUCAGAUCAAGCAGAGGUUCGGAACCUGGGAAUCGUAUGAACGAGAAUACUACGACAUGAUGAGGUCCGCCUUUCUCAAGUACUCCCUUCAAGUUCGGAUGGGGCGCAUGGACGGCAUAUUCGUCGCGUAUCAUAACACCGAACGUCUGUUUGGGUUUCAGUACGUACCUGUUUCGGAGCUUGAUCUGGCAUUGCACGGGCAGUCGAACCGAAUUCUGGGCGACCAAGAAUUCUCACUAAGCAUUCAGCUCCUGAACGACAUUUUCAACGAAGCGACGAUGAAACACCCAGGUCAAUCCCUUCGGUUUCACUUUGAGGCCAGGGAGGCCACGGCUGCCUCUCCUCCGUACAUGUACAUUUUUGCAGAGCCGGUCACGGAGGAAGAGAUUGUCGAGAUUCAAAAUCUGAAAAAGGAAGAGAUCCGAGCAUUCGAGGACCGUCUCUUUAAUCCACGACGGACCCACAGGGACGAGAGCGGCGAAGACGAGGACGAAGCAGAGCUUGAGGCCCAAAGUGACGAUGCUGAAUUUACCAAUGAAUCUGACCCUCCACCAAAACCAGCCUCUUCAUCUACCACAGUGGCAGGUCCGUCUCAUCGCUCGAAUGCUGCAAAUGUUGCAUUUCUGGAUAGCAUUCUGGGCAUGAAUAUCAAUGAGGCCUUGGGAUCAAAUUCGAGCGAUGGCCGUGUUUCCCAGUCAGGGGGAAAGCCCGCGGAAGGGGCGUCAGAUUUUCAUACUUCGGCCAUUGAACGGUCGGUUGCAGAAUCUCCCAUAACGAAACCGUUCUCGGCCUGGAAGCUGAACAUUCGAAAUCUGGUCAAUGGACUGCCUGUGGUCCGACCUGAAAACCUUAAAGAAGGAGAUACCUGGACGUUGCAAUACACACUAAAGCCGCUCAACGACCACGAAGCUCGCCGGCAUUACGGACUAUGCAAGAAUCGCCGCAAAGCCACGCUGGAAGCUCCACAGGAUGCAGACGAAGCUGCCAGCUUCUACAUUCGACGUCUGAUAUCGAUGAGUCGCAGCGGAGCACAGUGGCGGCGUCAUCUGGACAAACUUGACGCUCAGCGCAAACAGGUUGUACUAUAUGGGGAUGAUAGAUGAUAAAAGUAAUCUGUGUGUAUAUUACAAACAAAGCUUUGGAAUCGCAAACGCCUCCAUUGAAUGUAUUCUCGGAGCGUGUCGAAAAGCAUCUGGGAUAUGUAAUACAUGGAUUAGGAAUAGGCGAGAGACAUGUCUCAUGAUCAAAGACAGCAAAACGAUGUGCGCAGCAACAACUAGUGUUCCUCAUGCAGCACAAACAGGGG
Cladophialophora immunda is the source of this 3257-nucleotide messenger RNA. RefSeq lists its product as uncharacterized. Gene Ontology annotation, cellular component: mitochondrial envelope; mitochondrion. The record is from RefSeq and is a predicted model, not a curated record. The transcript has a single exon. Lineage: Eukaryota; Fungi; Ascomycota; Eurotiomycetes; Chaetothyriales; Herpotrichiellaceae. Bases 49 to 3054 code for a protein of 1001 amino acids. Gene Ontology annotation, biological process: mitochondrial RNA 5'-end processing.